UACAGUACAGCCGCUCCGGGAAAGCUUGUCCGGAAGCAAAGUAGCACAAACAUUGUAAAUUAAUUCCGAAAUAUCCAAAAAAUUAAUCAAAGUCCCUCGAGAGCAUCGUCGCGUGCGUUGUCCUCGCUGCUAUUCAUCCGCUCCCGUUCAAAACAUCGACAAAACCAUGCCCAUGCACUCGAAACACAUCCCCGACUAUCCCGAGCCCCUCCCCGGCUACACUGAGGAGGAACUCCAGGCCAUGUCAAACGAAAGGUUCAGAAAAUGGCACGCAAAUUUUCGCCAGCACUGUGCAAAUGCCGACGACUACUGGAAUGCUGUUUUCGCUGCUGGAUACGACCCUGCUGACAGUCUCAGUGAGUUUCUCUUGUACGACCCCACCCGUGCUCCCACCAAUGGAGCUGCGACUGCUGUGAUACCCACCAACACUACCGAGAGGUCGGUCACCAAUGAAGGUGGAGCCGACAAAACUCUGCUCGUCUCCUCAGAGCGGCUUGUGCUCCGCAUCCCCUCACUCUCAACCAGGAAACGGAUGCAUGGGAACUUGAGAAUGGACAACCAGGACGCCGGUACAGCACCCCACUUGCCCCAGCCCACCUCCGGAGCCCUCAAAAAUCCACGCACCAAGCGCUCCCAGCUUCAAAACCUGUCUCGUCCACACGAAAGGGUCGCGGACGGCCCCCGAACCCAAGCACAGCCGCUCUCAGCUCGGCAGUGAAGGCCCCAGACACGUUCACUGUUUCGCUAACGGUGGAGGUCAUCUUGUAUCCGAAGGAGGAGAAGGGGAGGGGUGGUCGGGUGAAGUUUAAGGAGCAGGACCCCCUUAGGUAUGGUCCUAAAGUUAUCACUCAGGAGGCGGCUGCGUCGUGGGAGGGCUUUCUCGAAAUGCUAGCCCGUUUGGUCCAAACGAAGCCCGACAACCAGUCCGGAUGGUCUGACGACCAUGGUGGGGCAAAUCAAAGCGAAUGCCACUCCUUCUACCGUGGUGGUUGUGACGAUGAAUCCCCCAAAGAAAAAUGCGAAGCUCC
Messenger RNA from Coniophora puteana RWD-64-598 SS2, 1028 nucleotides. RefSeq lists its product as uncharacterized. The coding region runs from base 167 to 718 and encodes 183 amino acids. The record is from RefSeq and is a predicted model, not a curated record. NCBI's taxonomy places the organism in Eukaryota, Fungi, Basidiomycota, Agaricomycetes, Boletales, Coniophoraceae. The transcript has 5 exons.